AUGAUGGAUCUGGCAGAUUAUCGACUAAAGCUCACCAUCUUCCACCAGCUCAAGCACAUGGGCGUCAAUGUUGCACGGUCAAAAUCAGAAGAGAAGGCCCACCGCAAGGGUUCAAAGCAGGCUGAAAUGGAACAGGACGACAACCACACCAUUUUCGGGGCGCGUCUCGUCAACCUCACCAGUUCAUCCGGUGUCGACAUUGACGGCCUCGUAGUCCCCAGAUUUAUGGCUGAGAUCAACACCGAGUUGCGCAAGCAUCUCGCCACCACUGGUCUUUUCCGCAUUCCCGGCAACUCCCAACGCAUGAACGCCAUCCGCAAGGACCUGGACACUGGCAAACGCCUUCCCACGGAUGCCCAGGCCAAUGACUAUGCCUCCUUACUCAAGGCCUUUUUUCGUGAACUCAAGGAACCCCUGUUUACCUUUGGUUUCUUCAACGGCUUUGUCCGCGCAUAUCGACUCUCGGACCCCGAACUCCGCCGCCGAGCCGUCCUCAUGCUCUGCUGUCUCUUGGAGGAGGAGCACCUUCACACGCUCGUCCUCCUCAUGAAGCUCCUGCACGCUGUCUCGGAGCAUUCGGAGAACCAGAUGGAGCCAGCGGCGUUGGCGUCCAUUCUAACGCCCAACCUCUUGCGGCCUCGCGAACAGGCUGCCGUCACUUCUCAGCUUGAACUUCAGACUCAUGCCUCAUGUUGUGGCGUCGUUGAAAUGCUGAUUGUGCACGCCGACGAAAUCGGUAGCGUCCCCACUGAUGUUAUCAAGGCUGCAACCGAACUCCCAGACGAGCCACGAGCCAAGAAGAAUUAUCUCAAGCUCCUUGCCGGCCGUCGUAUCGGCUGGUUUAGCCGCAUCCGCGUCCGGCUGACGCGCGACAUUACAAAAUCUUCGGGUGCCGUCUCUGUGAACACGCUGAAUAUGCUCAAACGCUCGGAGAAAGAGGCGACAUCUGCUUCGCCCAUGUCACCGCGGGCCCGAGCCAUGUCAACCAAUCCGGCAGGCGCUUAUGCACCUGUCAUGGCCAAGCACGGACACGGCUCAGGCACCAUGGCGGCCCCUACCCCACUGAGCUGA
Molecule: messenger RNA, 1071 nt
Organism: Monosiga brevicollis MX1
Lineage: Eukaryota; Choanoflagellata; Craspedida; Salpingoecidae
Exons: 4
Coding region: 1-1071 (356 amino acids)
Biological process (GO): signal transduction
Source: RefSeq, a predicted model, not a curated record